UUCACGUGACACACCCAGAUUCAGUGACCCAAACGUGGCCCAAAACACUGGACCCUUUGUCAGAAGUCUCUACAUGUCACCUUAACCUCCGCAGCAGCUCUCCGACUCUGCGCUCCCCGUUUCUUACUCCCACCAUCAUGAAGGCCAUCAUGGUGCUCAUGUACACCUUGAAGGUCAACAUCCUUCAGAUCUUGGUACGAAACAGCCAGAACCACUCGAUCUCGCUCAACUACAUCGACAGCUCGUUGUUCGAAGCUUCGGCCAGCACUAGGUGCCCGGACGAGUAUGCCGACCUGUCGUUCGUGAACAACAUCACCGAAGUGCCGUUUGUGUGA
Messenger RNA from Suhomyces tanzawaensis NRRL Y-17324, 335 nucleotides. RefSeq lists its product as uncharacterized. The record is from RefSeq and is a predicted model, not a curated record. The transcript has a single exon. Bases 138 to 335 code for a protein of 65 amino acids. NCBI's taxonomy places the organism in Eukaryota, Fungi, Ascomycota, Pichiomycetes, Serinales, Debaryomycetaceae.